This is a messenger RNA of Eufriesea mexicana, 2451 nucleotides long. Its product is annotated as sphingomyelin phosphodiesterase 4. The coding region runs from base 91 to 2451 and encodes 786 amino acids. Gene Ontology annotation, biological process: glycerophospholipid catabolic process; ceramide biosynthetic process; sphingomyelin catabolic process. NCBI's taxonomy places the organism in Eukaryota, Metazoa, Arthropoda, Insecta, Hymenoptera, Apidae. The record is from RefSeq and is a predicted model, not a curated record. The transcript has 14 exons. Gene Ontology annotation, molecular function: sphingomyelin phosphodiesterase D activity.
GGUGUAUGACGCGAAUUAAUCGUAAAUAAUCAGCAAACGUUCUUUAAAUGUUAUUUUUAAUAAUUCGCGCAAAAAUAAAUAAAUACGAAUAUGGCUGCAUCCUCAGACGUUGCUACGAUAAGACUACAGAGAUACUUAAACAUGCCAUUGGUGCAAAGAUGCAAGGAGAUAGCUACGCUUAUAGAUGAAUCAAGCACAACAGAAUUGCAACAUGUAUUUUCAAUAUUAAUAGACUCAUUAUUUGGAAUAACUGACAAUAUUGGUUGGGGUUUACAUAGCAUCACUUUUAAGAAAAAUCCACAGGAGUAUGAAACACUUUGUAAUUUCCUUAAUCCACAGGGACCAGUUUUUUCUCUAUGUUAUAAAUUAUUGCCAGAUUGUUAUUUGAAAUACAACUUUCCAGUUUCAUUUUUGCCAGUAAAAAUAUGUUCAUUGUUAGAAGAAGGAGUAACACCACCAUUUUAUCUAGACAAAAUUAGAGAUGACCAAGGUACACGUGGUGUAUCUGCCUUAAAUAUGAAUCCCUUUGAAUAUUAUAUCUUCCACUUUGCAUUUCACCUGACAAAUCCAUGGCUGCAAGUUCAGCACCAAGAGAAUGUCUGGGUUAAUUGGGAAACUGUUUAUGUUCAAUUAGCACAUUGUUAUUUAUACCAUUUUCUACCUAGAGAUAAUUCUCCAGUUUUACCAAUAAUUGGUCCAUACAUUAGGAAAACAUCUCAACGAAAAUUAGUACAAACUCCUGAAUCUAAAAGAUUGCAAACUCCACGACUAUUGAGAACGUCGAUAUUAUCAUCAGGAUCUCCAAAUUUUACAUCGAGUGUGCCGCAACAACAAUGUUUGCCACAAGUUUGGAGGAGUGAAACUGUGGUUCAAGUAUUUCUCGAUUUUUGGGUAGAAUAUAUAGAGGAUGAUCAAUUAAAUCCACGAUUAAGUACGUCGUAUUCCGCAUCUGUUCCACGCCGACACAGCAUCCAUUCUGGAGAACAUAUUCGCCUGGUACGGGCAUUUAUAAAAACGUUGCAUGAAUUUGCAAAUAGCGCAACAGGUGAUAAAAGUGCAAUGGAUGAACUUAAGCGAAUUAUUUUGCCUUCUGUUCAAGGCAAAAUCUACACAUUCCUUCGAAAAGCCAUAUAUCAUUGGCCUCUAGAUAGUUCCUUUAGAUUAAUUCUUGAAGCAUGGUUGAGCUUUAUUCAACCAUGGAGAUAUUUUCCUGGUAUAACAUAUACCAAGGAAGGUAAAUCAGAAGAGGAAGAAAGAGGAAAAAUACACGAUGCAUAUAGAUGGAUGCCUUUCAUUGCGCAUAAUUUAUUAGCAUACACGGCAAUAUUUCAACAAUUGCUUCCACGAUUUAUGAGAACAGAUCUUGUAGCUCCAAAGAAUGCAUUAAUGCUAUUCAGAGUUACAAAAGUUUUUUCACAACCACAUUUAGCGAAAAUAAUAUGUGAAAUAGAGAGUCACAUGGACGAUGUAGGAUUAAGUAGAAGUCGGGUAUCUUCAAAUCAAUGGACUUCAACUGUACGACAACAAAUUUUAGAAUUUGAAGGACCGACGUAUCAAUACGUAUUAAUGUUUUCUAUGGCUACUGUUUCACAGGUUGUGUCUUUAUUAAGUACAAUUAAACAAGCACAUUUAACCGCGACUAGUUUAAUUGAUGUAUUGGAGAAGAAGAGAAAAAACAGACGCUUUCUGUUAGCAGUAUGGGAGUUUUUUAAUGGUGAAGAUUAUUCUUCAGAUGAUAUUAGUAUAGAGGAAAGACGCCGUGUUCCAAUAUAUUUAGCGAAUGCACAGCAACAAUUAAUCGAAAUCUUUGAGAUUAAAGUAGAAGACAUUCCUCAGGUAACUAUUGAAGCUGACCAAGAAUAUCAUGAAAGCAUUCUCUCGACAUCCUUUUGUCAUCAGUCACAGAUGGACUCUAGUUUAGAUACAAGUAAACCAGGUGUUUUUGUACCUAUUCAAAAAGAUAGGCAAACAUGUCAAUAUAUUGAAUACAUGGGAGAUCCGGAAUUACAGCCAGUUCGAAGUAACGAAUGCGCAUUCCUCGUUAGAAAUUUAUAUAAACUUUCUACAUAUAUAAAUGUGAAAUACCGAUACGAGAUAGCUAAAGUGUACCAUCGUCGUGGUUUUAUUGGCAGUAUUUGCCGACAGAUAUUACAACCACCAACAAAAGUUGUAAAGCUUCCAAAACGAACACAGAAUGGAUUUUCCAGCGGAUACGAGGAACGCAUUUCGCCUCGACUAAGUUUACGACCUUUGGCUAAUUAUAGUCUACUCAUAACUAUAAGUCUUGGAACAUUUAUUGCUUGGUUUACAAAUUAUGGAGUCUUUAUGUUCUUUGGAUUUGCUUUUGCCAUAUGGUUUGUAUAUAUCAUAAUACGAGCAAUGUUAGAGCCAUGGACAAGAUCGAAUAGAAACACAUUUAGAGCUAGUACUACAACAUUCUCUAUGAACUGA